UAAUAUCUGGGGUUGCAUCCAUGGAACCCAGGAACACGAUCCCCGGUUCUGAUCUUUUCUAGCAGUCCAAGACCCAAGACCACCACUGCUACGCCGCCUCCUGCUACCGGAACUGAAUUUAGUUCCCAAGCGGCCCAUCCUGCUCCCCUGCAUAAGUAGUAUAGAUCUGCAGGCUGCGGCUGCGGCACUUGAAGGCCCGAAGAGAGUUCUAUCCGGAGGUUUAUAACUCGGGGAGUGCCUACUUUCUGUCAUCACCAUAUUUGGAAACCUGUGGCGUGAGGUGUGGUUGCUGCUUAACGAAGGAAAAGGACUUGAUCGAAGACCACGUGCCGCCAAUAUGUCCUUGUCAACGAACGUCGACCCCGAUUUAAGAAUCCUCGAACCGGAGCAUCUGCCACUAGCCAUCAUCAUCAUAUCAUCCGUCUUCCUCGUCAUAUCGGUGUUAUGUGUCGGUGUACGAACGAGCGUGCGUCUCGUUGAGGGCACAUUCGGCCUGGACGAUGGACUGAUGCUCGCGGGAACGGUGGUUUACGUACCAAGCGUGGGACUGACGAUAUACGGCUGCCUCGUUGGGCUAGGCACGUUGCAAGAAAAGCUCAACAUGUGGAUGUUCUCGGAGGCCCUCAAGAUCUACAUCAUUUGGAUCUUGAUAUACGUCGUCGCCCUCGCCCUCGUCAAGUCUUCCGUCUGCCUCACCAUCCAACGAAUCAUCACGACGAACAAUGCUCUGCGCAUCACGGUCUGGGUCCUGCUCGGUGUCACGUGGGCUUCUUUCCUGAUCACCUUUAUCGGAACGCUGUUAUACUGUCACCCAGUCGAGGCCAUUUGGACGCCCACGAUGAUUCUCAGCGGCGAGGGAACGUGCAGCUCUGUUGAUGUUCUCAUCGCCAUCGGCCACGUUGCGACGAGCUCGGCUAUUGUGACGGAUCUGGCUUUGGUUGUUGUGCCUGCUAUCAUUCUCUGGGGCACGCAGAUGAAGACGCAGACGAAGCUCCAGGUUUUUGGACUGUUGUCCUUUGCCUCGGUGGCAUCUAUCAUCACCAUGGUCCGUAUCCCCUAUGUCAACAAAUUCAAAGGCCAGACAGACCUUCAAUUCUGGGUCGCCCAUACAAUGCUCUGCUCCAACAUCGAGACCGGAAUCGGCUGCAUCGCCUCAUCGGUCCCCUCGCUACGCCGUUUCAUCGCGCGAACCCGCGGCACGUCGGAAAAGACGAACCCGAGCGGGAGCGGGACCAAAACGGGUCUCUUCACCAUCGGAAGCAAGCCGCUUGAGCCCAGGAGCCGCGACCGAUUCCGCAACCCGACCGACGUGGGCUUCAGCCUGGCGACGGUGCACGGCAGAGGGGACGAGACGUGGGAGCGCCUCCAGGACGGCGACUCGGAUAAGGGGGAUUUGCUGCCGAGUGACCAAAAGGGCGGCAUUCACGCGCAGUACACAUAUCAAGUUGACAUUGAAAUGUCACACGACAUGAGAGGUUCAGGAGGUCGUUCUGGGCCUAUGGAUCGUCACUGAAAGAAGGGACGUGAAUAGCCGGGUGGAUGUUGGAAUGUCAAAGGUACGGAU
Messenger RNA from Colletotrichum acutatum, 1564 nucleotides. RefSeq lists its product as uncharacterized. The record is from RefSeq and is a predicted model, not a curated record. The transcript has 4 exons. NCBI's taxonomy places the organism in Eukaryota, Fungi, Ascomycota, Sordariomycetes, Glomerellales, Glomerellaceae. The coding region runs from base 338 to 1513 and encodes 391 amino acids.